Messenger RNA from Rana temporaria (common frog), 9482 nucleotides. It is a transcript of the gene PLEKHM1, whose product is annotated as pleckstrin homology and RUN domain containing M1. The transcript is spliced from 12 exons. NCBI's taxonomy places the organism in Eukaryota, Metazoa, Chordata, Amphibia, Anura, Ranidae. The record is from RefSeq and is a predicted model, not a curated record. Bases 133 to 3285 code for a protein of 1050 amino acids.
CACUACGUGAGACUUCUGAGCCCCGCCCCUAAGCUUGUCAGCUGAUGUCGUGAUCACAUGACCGGAAGAAGGUUUGUUGCGGAGGAUUGGGGAUUUCACGUGUGAUGUGAUAUUUGGUUCGGAGCCGUCACAAUGUCCUCAGCUCCCGCUCUCAGCCCAGACAAUAGGGAGGUGAAGCAGAAGAUAACGAAGAAGUUGUCGUCUUCCCUCCGAGCACUACAGAUCCGAUAUGUGACGACUGAUGAUGUGGUCACCAGCGAUGACGACGAUGCCAAUGGCUUGUGUGUGGCCCUGGAGGCUGUGCUGGUGCAUGGACUGAAGGCAAAGUUUAUUAAAAUGCAGACGGAGAGGAGGAGGAGGAACAAGGGGCGCAGUGUAUCCUUACCCCAACCGGCCUUCUGGGCGCUGCUGAAAGCCAUCACUCACCGAAAUGUGAUCUCGCAGCUGGAAAACAUCAGUUACAUCAGUACAGAUGUGGGUCGCUGUCGUUCUUGGCUGCGUCUGGCGCUCAACGAAUGUUUGAUGGAGUGUUACUUCCUGACCCUGCAGCGGGAGAAGUCUCGUCUUAUGGAAUUUUAUCAGCCGUUCGCCUUGAUGCUGGACAUGGAGGACUGCGAUGUCGUGCUGAGUUAUUUGCAGGGUUUGUCCUCCUUGUCCUUCGAUUUGUCUUACAAGUCUUCAAUAUUAAAUGAAUGGACGGUGUCUCCUCUGUCACUAGCCGGGCUGUGGCUGGAUGAGAGUGAACAAGUCAUUCCAUGCGGACCCCACAGGAGGAAGUCGCUGGACUCGGUGUCUCAGUCCUCGAGCUCGGAUGAUGCCAAUAAUCCUAUGAUCAAUGGAAGUCAGAGAAAGGCAGACUCGUCGGCUCUCAGUCUGGAUACCGGGAGUUCCUCUUCUCAGCUCUCCUCCAGCUUGGGCUCCGAUGAACAGAGCAGGGGCGCCACAGCCCCCAUCCUGGCCCAGAACUCCACCUUCUCCUCAAUAGUUACCGAUGAGGCCGACACUGAUGAACAAAUGAGCAAAUCUCCAGCAGAGGACAUGGACACCGGGAUUUCUUCUUCAUCUGACACUACCGCUCCCAGCUCCCCUCCCAGCCCCCUCGCCCUGGAUACCCCAUCAUCGGACUUCGCUGCACCUACAGAAACUUCAUCCAGUGACAGCCCAGUGCUGGAAGGCCAUGCGACUGACACAAAGGACUCUAAUCAUGUGGCCUGUUAUUUGGCGGAAGACACAAGAGACACACAGGCGCUGUCAUCUCAGAAGGUUAUAUCACAGGCGCUCCCAUCACAGACUGUUAAAUCACAGGUGCUCCCAUCACAGACUGUUAAAUCACAGGCGCUCCCAUCACAGACUGUUAAAUCACAGGCGCACUCAUCACAGGCGCUCCCAUCACAGACUGUUAAAUCACAGGCGCACUCAUCACAGGCGCUCCCAUCACAGACUGUUAAAUCACAGGCAAUCCCAUCUCAGAGCAGAUCUCAGGCAGAUCCGGAAUCUCGGAGGGACGCAACGCUUUUCCUCGAAUCCUCUGCAGAACUUACAAAAAGCAGAAGUUGGAUUUCAGAAGAGGAUUUCACACAAGUGGAUCGCGUGAUUCCUGUGGAAGAGGCCCAGCCUGGACCUAUCCUCCCAGCUCAGUCCGUAGAAUCGGCCCCUCUUGAGUCCAAUGGGCAGAACCAGUCUGGCCAAGCCUUUCGCGUUGUACACCGGAGGCAGAUGGGACUUUCCAACCCUUUCCGGGGUCUCUUGAUGUUGGGCGCUUUGGAGCGUAAGAACACUUUAGGAUUGUACAAGCCAUAUUACUGCGAGCUAACACCGUACGAGUUUCGCCUGCAACCAGACGGAGAUGAGCAGAGCUGCGCAGAGACUUGCUCCUUGCUGCGCUGCGAGUCUGUGGGCCCCGCCCACACGGACGGGCGCUUUGAUCUUCAGUUUCACAAUAAACGUUUGUAUAUGAGGGCAGCGUCUAAAAACGAGGCUCAGGACUGGGUAGACAGGAUAACUGAAGCCAUCCAAAAAUUCAGACCAAACAAAGAUGAUGCCUGGGAGAUUCUAAAUGUCCCCAACUCUCCACAGAGAUCACUGGACCUGAAAAGUAACUCUCCACAUAAGGAUUCUCAGAGCCCCAUUGAAAGCUACUUACCAUCUGAAGUGUUUGAUUGGGGUUGUCCGUUGGAGGUGGAGCCAGAUGCAUUGAAGGAGUCGGUUCUUUACAUGAGGAUACACAAGAAGUGGACUCGAUUUGUCUUCUCAUUGUCAGACCGAGCUUUGAAAUGUUUCCUACCCCGAGACACGGAGAAAUCCCUCUAUUGUGUUUACAACAUUGAAACGAUGAAAGACAUUUUACCGGACUCUAGCCUUGGUAGCCCAUCCUGCUUCCGUCUGGUGACCACUAAAGGCUCCCUACAGUUGCAAGCUGAGAACGGACAGGAGGCCAAGGCCUGGCGAGAGCUGGUCCGUGCCGCAUACCUGGAGUCUGAGGACGACCCUACUUUUCUCCCGACUGUUGGAAAUUAUCAGAUAAAAUCCCACAUUAAGGAACAUGCGCUCUUCCAGUACCUUAUCCAUAUUCCCACUGAGAGCGGGCUGGACACGCAGAACUUCAAGUGUGCAGGUUGCCACAAGCAAAUUGGAUUCCAGUUUGGAAAGGCAAAGCUGUGUGCUUAUUCUGCCUUGUACUAUUGUGACUUGUGUCAUCAGGAUGAGAAAUCGGUCAUCCCUUCUAGAUUUGUCCAUAACUGGGAUAUGGUAGAUCGAGCGGUGUCCCGACAGGCCAUAAACUUCCUGAAAAUGGUGCAUAACGAGCCGAUCUUUAACUUGAAAUAUUUGAAUGAGAGUCUGUACCAGCACACAAAGACCAUGUGCGACAUUGAACGUAACCGCGAGAAGCUGCGUCUCCUCGGGGAAUAUCUGAUGACAUGUCGCAGUGGAGCGGUGAAGGAACUGAGCGCCAGUUUGGAUCAACGCAACUACCUUCUGGACUGUGCUCACACAUACAGCUUGCAGGACCUUAAACAGAUCUCUGAUGGGAUGUUUGAACCUUUUCUUCAGUCCGCUGUGGAGUUUGCCUGCAGUCAUGUCUUUCAGUGUGAUCUCUGCAGUCAGAGAGGAUUCAUCUGUCAGAUAUGUAACAGCAAUGAGAUCAUCUACCCCUUCCAGUUUGACACAACCUGCAGGUGUCCUGAAUGUAAAGCAGUCUUCCAUAUUCCGUGUAAGGCUCAACAGACGCAGUGCCCACGUUGCCUACGGAGAAGAAGGUACCAGGACCAGGGGGUGAAGGUGUGAGGCGCUUUUGAAUUUUGCUCAAUUUCCUGCGGUGUGGAAGAUAUGGUCGCUACUGCCCGUCACUUUAUUCCUGUAUAUAGACUGUAUAUUCCUUGUGUGUAUGUAGUGUACAGACUCUGCAAUGAAGGUAGAGAAGGAUAUGGCCCAUCAUGCUUUAUCGGAUGGGGUGGAUCCUUGUUCUCCAUGGCCAAGACUUGCAAGAAACGCUCUAAUAUUCCUUCAGCCAUCAACUGCCUGGACAACUCUCUAUGCGUCCGGUCCCUACAUGUUAAUCCAGUCUUCCAUCCCUCACUGCUUAUUUCAUGUCACAGGAAGGAGAACUGUCCGCUAUCAGAGCCUUGGCCAGGCAGCAUUCUUUUAUAUCCCUGCUAAUGCGAGAACUGUGCGCCAUCAGAGCCUCGGCCAGGCAGCAUUCUCCUUCAUCCUUGCUAAUACCAGAACUGUCCGCCAUCAGAGCCUCGGCCAGGCAGCAUUCUCCUCCAUCCUUGCUAAAACCAGAACUGUCCGCCAUUAGAGCUGCGGCCAGGCAGCAUUCUUUUAUAUCUCUGCUAAUGCGAGAACUGUGCGCCAUCAGAGCCUUGGCCAGGCAGCAUUCUCCUCCAUCCUUGCUAAUACGAGAACUGUCCGCCAUUAGAGCCUCGGCCAGGCAGCAUUCUCCUCCAUCCUUGCUAAUACGAGAACUGUCCGCCAUUAGAGCCUCGGCCAGGCAGCAUUCUCCUCCAUCCUUGCUAAUACGAGAACUGUCCGCCAUCAGAGCCUCGGCCAGGCAGGACACCCCUCUUCCAAACUAAUAUGAGAACUGUGCGUUAUCAAAGCCUUGGCCAGGCAAGAAUCCCCCCUCCUCACUAAUAUGAGAACUUCCACCAUCGGACCCCCCUCCUUCCUUUCUAAUACAAGAAUUGUCCAUCAGAUCUUCAGGCAGGCUGGACAACCCCCUUCCUAACUAAUAUGACAGCUGUCCAACAUUGAACCCUUGGCCAGGAAGGACACAUGCUUCCUAAGUACUAGGAGAACUAAUUUGUCUUCAGAGUCUCAGCCAGGCAGGGCCCUCCCUUUCCUCACAAUACAAGAACUGUCCGCCAUCGGAGCCUCUGUGAGGCAGGACACCCCUCCUCCGAACUAAUAUGACCGCUGUCCACCAUUGAGGUCUUGGCCAGGAAGGACACCAACUUCCUAAGAAGUAAUAAGAGAACUAUCUGUCAUCAGUCUCAGCCAGGCUGGGCACCCCGUUUCUUACUAAUACAAGAUCUGUCCACCAUCAGAGCCUCGGCCAAGGAGGACACCCCCUUCUUAACUGUUAAUAGAACUAAUAUGAAGAUAUCAACCAUCGAAGCCUCUGCUAGGCAGGACACCCCUUCCUAUCUUUACUUUAUUAAUCUCAAAGGGAAAUUGUUAAUACAAGAAUUGUCCGGCCUCAGAUUUUCAGCUAGGCUGGACACCCCCUUCCUAACUAAUAUGACAGCUGUCCAACAUUGAAGCCUUGGUCAGGAAGGAGACCUACUUCCUAAGUACUAGGAGGACUAUUUGUCUUCAGUCUUGGCCAAGCAGGACACCCCCUUUCCUUACUAAUACGAGAACUGUCCGCCAUCGGAGCCUCUGUGAGGCAGGACACCCCUCUUCCAAACUAAUAUGACAGCUGUCCACCAUUAAAGCCUUGGCCAGGAAGGACAUCCACUUCCUAAGUAAUGGAACUCUUUGUCUUCAGAGUCUUAGCCAGGCAGAACACCCCUUUCCUCACUAAUACGAGAACUGUCUACCAUCAGAGCCUCUGUGAGGCAGGACACCCCCUCCUCCGAACUAAUGACAGCUGCCCACCAUUGAGGCCUUGGCCAGGAAGGACACUCACUUCCUAAGAAAUAAUAGAACUACCUGUCAUCAGUCUCAGCCAGGCUGGGCACCCACUAAUAUGAGGGCUGUCCACCAUCAGAGCCUCGGCCAAGGAGGACACCCCCUUCUUAACUAUUAAUAGAACUGUUGUCUGUCAUUAGAACCUCAGCCAGGCAGGACACCCACUUCCUCACUAAUACGAGAGAUUCUCACCAUCGGAACCUCAGCCAGGCAGGACACCCUCUUCCUUACUAAUACGAGAGAUUCUCACCAUCGGAACCUCAGCCAGGCAGGACACCCACUUCCUCACUAAUACGAGAGAUUCUCACCAUCGGAACCUCAGCCAGGCAGGACACCCUCUUCCUCACUAAUACGAGAGAUUCUCGCCAUCGGAACCUUUGCCAGGCAGGACACCCUCUUCCUCACUAAUACGAGAGAUUCUCGCCAUCGGAACCUCAGCCAGGCAGGACACCCUCUUCCUCACUAAUAUGACAACUGUCCACCAUCGGAGCCUUGGCUAGAAAGGACACCCCCCCCCCCCUCUUCCUCACCAAUCCUGAUGUAUCAUGAAGAGUUACUCUUUAUUAUUUUUAUGCAAAUAUGAAGUUUACAACUUGUAAUAUUUUUCUAGUUUUCAUCAUCUUUUUAAUGAAUCAUGUGCCUUUCUGACAAUGGACAGUAGUGAGUAGCAUCCAAGCAUCAUGGAAGCUAGAGGAGGACAGAGCCGGGCACGUUGAGUGUCUGUAGAUUGACUGAAGUACGCACAUAGUGUGGAUGACUCCUGAUUGGACAGCAAGGCGAAAUCGCAGCAUUACCACUUCACCCACUCACUAUAGGAAGAGCCAGUCCCAAGUUUUGGGCUUAUAGUUCAGGGAAAUCUGGAUCCUAACCGUUUGGCCUAUACAGCUGCUCUAGGCAAUUGCUUUGUUUACUUUAACAGAUUGUAGUGUGUGAAAAAUUCUCUAUUUUUAAAGGAAAUGUUUCAUUUGGGGAAGAAAACCACUCUCUUUGUAAGGUGGGCGUAAUUCAUUAUUUUCAGUGGCGGGAAGCUGAUAAUGACACUUUCCUCAAAGCAUCUUUUUAUUUUGUUUUCACGGUUUUCUAAAAUGUUUGUCAUUCCAUUCAAAAUCCUACGAAGGCGAAGCUAAAGUUCCACAAAAGAGAAGUCCUAAUCUUUGCUGAUCUUUAUAAAUAACCUAAUCAUGGUCCACAACUCCUCCAGCAGCCAAUCCAUCUAAAUACCUAAUCGUGGUCCACAACUCCUCCAGCAGCCAAUCAGUAAAAAUAUCUGAUCAUGGUCCUCAACCCCUCCAGUAGCCAAUCCAUCUAAAUACCUAAUCGUGGUCCACAACCCCUCCAGCAGCCAAUCCAUCUAAAUACCUAAUCGUGGUCCACAACCCCUUUAGCAGCCAAUCGGUAAAAAUAUUUGAUCAUGGUCCUCAACUCCUCCAGCAAGCAAUCUAUAUAAAUACCCAGUCAUUGUCCACAACCCCUCCAGCAGCCAAUCCAUCUAAAUACCUAAUCGUGGUCCACAACCCCUCCAGCAGAUAAUCCAUCUAAAUACCUAAUCGUGGUCCACAACUCCUCCAGCAGCCAAUCCAUCUAAAUACCUAAUCGUGGUCCACAACUCCUCCAGCAGCCAACCCAUCUAAAUACCUAAUCAUGGUCCACAACCCCUCCAGCAGCCAAUCAGUAAAAAUAUCUGAUCAUGGUCCUCAACUCCUCCAGCAACCAAUCUAUAUAAAAUACCCAGUCAUGGUCUGCCACCCCUCCAGCAGCCAGUCUAUCUAAAUACCUAGUCAUGGUCCACACACAACCCCUCCAGCAGCUUUUAGGUAUAAAUACCUAAUCAUGGUCCACAACUCCUCCAGCAGCCAAUUGGUAAAAAUAUCUGAUCAUGGUCCUCAACCCCUCCAGCAAUCAAUCUAUAUAAAUACCCAGUCAUGGUCCACCACCCCUUUAGCAGCCAAUCCAUCUAAAUACCUAAUUGUUGUCCACAACCCCUCCAGCGGCUUUUAGGUAUAAAUACCUAAUCAUGGUCCACAACUCCUCCACAAGUCAAUCUAUAUAAAUAACUAAUCACGGUCCACAACUCCUCCAUACAAAUACCCAGUCCUGGUUCACAACUCCUCCAGCAGACAAUUUAUAUUAAUACUUGAUCCUGGUCCACAACCCCUCCAUAUAAAUACCUAUUCAUGGUCCACAACUCCUCCAUAUAAAUACCUAAUCAUGGUCCACAACUCCUCCAUCAUCCAAUCAAUAUAAAUACCUAAUCAGGGUCCACAUCUCCUCCAGCACCCAAAUUUUAUAUAAAAACCUAACUAAUGGACCACAACCACUCCAGCAGCCAAUCUAUAAAAAUACCCUAUUGUUUCCCACAACUUUUCCAGCAGCCAACCUUUCUAACUACCCCAAUCAUGUCCCAUGACUCAACAGCAGCCUGUCUACAUAAAUGCCCUUGUAUGCCCCUUCCACAGCCAUCCUUUAGAAAUACAAAUUAUGUUUUAAAUGACUCCUCAAGAAAACAAUCUUUAUAUAAAUUCCAAUCAUCUCCUAUGACUCCUCAAUCAAUCAUAAAUACCAAUCAUCAUGUUUUACGAUUCGUCCAACAGCCAAUCUUUAUAGAUACCAAUCAUGUCCCAUGACCCAUCCAGCAGUCAAUCUAUUUAAAUACUACAUGUUGUCCCAUUACUCCUCCCACAACCAUUCUUCAUAUCUACCUUGUGAUGUGUAAUGGCGCUUUUAGCAGCCAAUCUUUAGAAAAAGACCCAUCCUGUCCCAUGACUUCUCCAGUAGUCAAACCUAAGGCCCUCAUGCACAUGGAAGCUUUUGUGAGUCUUGCCCAAAUUGAGAGCAUGAGGCAGCUGCAGCAUACAACCACCCAUAGUAAUACAUGUUUGAAUGCAAGCUGUACAUGCGUCUACACCAUAUUUGCAAAGGUACGCACAUGGGCAUAUGUGCUGGAACACGGCUGUUGCAUGUUCUUGGAUUGGAGUUUAUGUUAAGUACAGCUAGCAUUCAGCCUUUUGUUACUAGGGGCGGCUAUACACUGCAUGCCCGCGUGUGUCCCUGUGCAUGAGGCUCAAUAAAAAUACUCCAUCGUAGCCCAUGAUUGUUUUCAGCAGCCAAUCUUUAUAAAUAAUGCAUCGUGUCCUAUGACUCUUCCAAAAGCCAAUCUUUAAAAAAAAUACCACAUCGUGUCCCAUGACUCUUCCACCAGCUAAUCUAUAUAAUUACCCCGUUGUGUCCAAUGACUCUUCCAACAACAGCCAAUCUUCGUAAAUACCCCAUCGUGUACCAUCACUAUUCUAACAGUAAUCUUCGUAAAUACCCCAUCGUGUCCCAUCACUAUUCCAACAGCAAUCUUCGUCAAUACCCCAUUGUGUCCCAUGACUCUUCCAACAACAGCCAAUCUUUAAAAAUACCACUUUGUGUCCCUUGACUCUUCCAACAGACAAUCUUUAAAAAAAAUACCACAUAGUGUCCCAUGACUCUUCCACCAGCUAAUCUAUAUAAUUACCCCGUUGUGUCCAAUGGCUCUUCCAACAACAGCCAAUCUUUGUAAAUACCCCAUCGUCUACCUUGAUUCUUUUAACAGCCAAUCUUUGUAAAUACCCCAUCAUGUCCCAUCACUAUUCCAACAGACAAUCUUUGUAAAUACCCCAUUGUGUCCCAUGACUCUUCCAACAGCCAAUCUAUAUUAUUACCCCAAUGUGUCCCAUGACUCUUCCAACAACAGCUAAUCUUUGUAAAUACCCCAUUGUGUCCAAUGACUCUUCCAACAACAGCCAAUCUUUGUAAAUACCCCAUCAUGUCCCAUCACUAUUCCAACAGCCAAUCUAUAUAAAUACCCCAUUGUGCACCAUGACUCUUCCACCAGCCAAUCUAUAUUAUUACCCCAAUGUGUCCCAUGACUCUUCCAACAACAGCCAAUCUUUAAAAAUACUGCGUCGUGUCCCAUGACUCUGCCAACAGCCAAUCUUUGCAAAUGCCCCAUUGUGUCCCAUGAUUUUUCCAGUCUUCAUAAAGACCCUAUAGUGUACCAUGAUCCCCACACACUGACAAAUGAUUCUAGAGAAGCGAAAUAACUGACAUAUCCAUAUUAUAUUUACCUGGUCUGGAAGGUUGCAGUCAUUGCCCAUUGGGAUCUUCUUCCUGUCGCCCGGCCUUGCUGGAUUUGGAGGUUGCAGUUGACCGCACAGUAACGUGAUGGUGUGAUUAGCAGCUUCCACCCUUCCAGGACACAGAAGACGUAACCUAAGCUAACUCCUAUCUGGGGAGUGGUAAUGAGGAGCUCACGUGCCAAACAUUUACUAACCAAACCUGUCAUCUUUUUAAAUUAUUCUGCCAAUAAACCAGAUUUACCACUA